AGUGUCAAGUACACCUCUGAUUCCACCUAGGAGGGGCUUCCAGAGAUGUUCCCGGGCUAAUUUGACUUCCUGAAGAGGAAGUUCAGGAAAUACUUAAAUUUGCCGUUGAAAGCACAGUUGGCCUGGGUGGGUUUUCCAACUCUUGUUUUGGUUAUACACGCCUCUAUAUUAUUAAUGGGAGAGCAGAGUUGACUUCUUACAAACAAAAAGAAAACCCCCAACACUGACUUCCUGACAGCUAUGUCUAAUGCCCGCUAGUAACCCCGCCUCAGCAGUGUUACUACAGGUCAUUGUCGACGGUUCUAACUGAAAGCAGGAAACAGUUCCUCUUGGGUUACUUAAACUUGGUCAGUCUUCAGCCUAGUGUCAGAUUACAGUGUGUAGCUGAGUGCUCUGUCUGGCCUCCUGCAGAUUUUAAAACUUUUUUAAGUUUCAUGAAAACUUAAUAAAAGAACUCUUUGAAGGCCACUGUAACUGAACUCCAGCCUACAGCUAUAUUAAACAUGAUUGUUGGGCAUUAGAUUUUUUUUCCCUCCUUGUUAAAAUAAGUUCCACCAGCCAUGGUAGAAACUGAAGUGUGUGGUCUCCUUCUUUAAACGACCAAACAACAACAACAAAAUGUGUUUCCCUCACAACUGGCUGUUAUCCUUUUCUCAAAGAUGAUCUAAAAUAGAAAAGUGAUGUUUAAUAUUUGUUAUUGAAAUGCAAGAGACUUACAGUGGCAUACUGAAAAAGGGAAAUGAUUGCUUUUAAAACCACAGCAAGCUGUGGGUCCCAGCACUGAUGUUUCCCAUCCUCCUGUGGCUUGGAAAAGCGCCAUGCAUGUGAAAAAUGCGAUCUUGUAGAUUUCAACUCAUAAUCGGGGAACAGGAUCCUCGGAGAGGUUUCAGCAUACUGUGUUUUGUUUAUUUGCCAGACAAACGGUGGAAACGUUUUAAAAUACCACUCGUUUGGAUUUGAAAUAUCCCCUUUGUCUUGCUGUGGAACUUUAAAAGUGGGGGGAGAUCUUGUUUAUGAAGGAAACUGGCAUAAGGAAUUUUUAGUGUUUCUGAAAAUACCUUACGAAUAUUCAUGCAAUAGCAUGCUUAUAGAUGCUGAGCUGUCUCUGUUAGUCACAAGAGGCUCUAUCUUUCUUUAAACUUUUACUCUGUAUGUGUGUAUGCACUGUGUACGUGUACAUGCCUGUGCUUGCACACACAUCUGUAUUCCUGUGGAGGUGACAGAACAACUUUAAGGAGUUGGUUCCCUCCUCCCACUAUGUGGGUCCCAGAGAUUGCACUCUGGCUGUCAGGCUGGGAGCAAACAUUUUACCCUCUGAGCCAUCUCACUAGCCCCAUCUCUUCUUCUCUCCCUCCCUCUCUCUUCCCUCCCUCUAUCCCUUUCUUUUUUUGGCAAACAGUUGUAUUGUGAUGCUGCUGCUGAGAUUUCAGGGCUUCCAAGUGCAACCCAAUUCUAGUGAUACAAACUUAUUUUUGAAAUCAGCCAAAACUUGGGAAAGAAAAAUACUUCAUUUAAGUCAUGGAAGGGUAUUUGCAUAAUAUGUUUGAGCUGAGAAUGUGUCCUUGCUUUAUGAUGGACUAUGAGAUAGUCUCUACUACACUCUCCUGUAAUUGGGUCAGUACCUAUUAUCAAAUCUACUUGAUUCAUGUAAGAAAGAAACAUUUAUGAAGGAAUACUUGAAUCAAAUUGCCUACUGUUUUUUUUGUUGUUGUUUUGUUUUUGUUUUCUUUUGUCGUUGUCCUCCCCCACCCCCCCCCACCCCCGUUAUUGACUCACUUGUCUUUGAUUCUUGGGAUUUAUAGCUAAUGGCACUCAAAGUAUGUACCUUCCCAGUUCAAGUAGGUAAUUUCAAUUGAUUUCAUCCUUUUUAGAAAUCCCAUAGAAUGGUGAGUGUAAGUUGGGCCUGUAAGCAGGAUUGUAAUCCCAGGUGCCUUCGAGAUAGAAAAGCAAAGAUGACAAGGUCUCUUGUGCCUGGUCUCCAGUGUGGGUUCAAGUCUAGUCUGGGGAACUUAGUGAAACCCUGUGCCAACACAAAAGGUAAAAUGACACCUGAGAACACAGCUCAGUGGCCAAGGGCUUGCCUAACCUACCCAAAACCUCAGUUCAGGAUAAAGAAAGCAGGAUAGGGAGGGUAGGUAGUGUCAUGUAAACCUUUGAGUACCUUCGUUAUGUUGGUGAAUUUUGCAUAAUUUGUGGAGUUAUCAAAAAUAUAAAACUUUUAAGAAAAUGCCUAAGGUUAACAACCAGUCUGAUUUAAUAUCUUCAUAAAGUAAUAUCUAAUUUGCAUUUGUACCCUUUAAUUAGGACGUCAAAAAUUGUGCUAGGUCCAACUGAAUAUCUUUUAAAUUAUUUAAGUGUGGAUAUUUUAUUAGUAUGUGUGCCUGUGCACCACAUGGUGCUUGAGGAAGUAGAAGAGGGCAUUCGACUCACUGAGAUAGGAAUAUACAGGGUGUUUGUGAUCCACCAUGAAAGUGUUGGGACCCGAACUUGUGUCCUCUGAAAGAGCACCAAGUCCUGCUAAGACAUUGUAAUCAUGGUACUAAAGAACUAUUUUUCUUUAGUGUGGUAUUAGAAAAAAAAAACCCAUUGACAAACUUUUUGAUGUCCUGAUGUUUGUUAUAAAAUAUUUAUGUUAAAUGCUAUGAUUCUACUGUAGAUCUGUUUGUGCAGUGAGUGAACACAGCUUUGACAAUUCAGUCUUAGAGAUGGCUUUGCUGAGGCAAGCCAUGAGGGUGUCUGGACAUUUCAUUAAAAGGAAAUAACUGGGCCAAGUUGCCCUCUGCAGACCACUAAGCAGUGUGCUUGUCGUAGAGCAGGUUUAAUGUGGAGGGCUAUUAAUAUAUUACUUAGCAUCAGACCAGGCUGGCUGCUGAGGGGGGGGGGCUGCAGGCAGGAAGGCCUCCUCACCAUUGGGGGACCCUGGGAUCCAGGAAGAAGCCUUUCUUCAAAGAGGAGCUCAGGCUUGGGUCAAAUACUAUCUUAGGUAGGUAGAUCGGGCUCAUCUGGUUUUAGGCUUAGUGUUAGAUUUUGUGACCCUACCCGGAUUAUUCCAUUUGCUCUUGAAUAGAGGGGUCUUGUUCAGCUGGCUGGCAUGGUUUGCAGACGGAGGCAACAGGUAUUUUCAGCAGAUGAUUGCCAUGCUGUGGGUUGAAGUGAGAUGGGAAACAAAUUAAUGUGCUGUGGAAGUAAAUCUGAAAUAAUAAUCAUCUUAGAAACUUCUGCCUUUCCGAGGCUCUCAGUUCUUCACAAUGAGUUUUGCCAUUUCAAAACUGGCAGUUAGGGAAGUGCAAGGUUUAUUUCCACAGUGGUGAUAUACCAUCCGCUGCUGGCAGGGUCUAUGUUUCUCUAGCAAUGCCUGGGAGACUGCUUCCCCAAGAUACCACCUACCUUUCUUGUAGAGCAUUAAUGUGCUUCUAACAUUACAGUAUCUUAUGCUCAUUGUCAGUUACUCCAACAAUGCAAAUCCCAUCAAAAUUGAUCAGCAAUGUACCCUCAGAAUCUACUGAGCGUACACUGUGUUAAUACCUUGUUAAUCAAUAAAUUAAGAAUUUACGAGUGGGGAGCUGGAGAUGGCCCCAUGGUUUGGAACACUGGUGGCUUUUGCAGAGGAUCCAGUUUGAUUUCCAACACCCACAUGGUGGCUCACAACCUUUUACAGCUUAAUUUCCAGGGAUUCAACUCCCUCUUCUGGUUCUAAGGGUACCAGACAUGCAUACAUAAAUAAAGACAAAACACUCAUGCACCUAAAAUAAAUAAAUCAGUGAAAUCUCAAACAAAAACUAAAAAGCUCACAGAACCAAAGCCACAGACAAACUCAUAGCAAAUGAGAUGUGGUCAUUUCAAAUCAAUUCAGUACCAGCCAGACUGGCCCUAGCCAGAGUUUAUAAGUCAUGUUCACAGUCUUUCUUAAUGUUGUCAGUGUUGGUAAAGGUUACUUACAUAAUUUGUCUUUGCAUGAUUAAAGGUGAAUGCAUUCUCCAUGUGUGUGUCUGCUCAUGAAGACUCAUGUGUCUAUGGUAUAGGCUCCUUUAUGUUCUUUGUGCUAUACCCGGGAUGGCAGAAUCAGCCUUCCUCUCUCUCCUGCCUUUCCCCUGUCUCUCUCUUUCUUUCCUCCACUUUCUUCUCUGUUUUUACUUGCCAAACUAUAAAAUAGGACCCAGGAAAGUUAUACAAAAAAGUAAAAGCAUACAUAUAUGUUAUUUCCAAGGAAAUUAUAAAUUGAAUUUCUGAUCCUACUUAAAGUUGUUCUUUUUGCCAAAACUAAGGGGUAUUUGCAUUGCUGUAGUGGUGUUUAAUUUUAGACAAGGAACUCUCAUUUGGGCAACUUCAGCCGUGUAUUUAUAUGAAAUAGUCAGAGAGCAGUUUUUAAAAAUGGUAUUACAUGUAUUCAUUUUGGUGGGGGGAGUGUUUUAUGAUGUGAUGUGUGUACGUGUGUGAGUGUGCAGGAGCACAUGUCCACGCAUGGGUAUGCAGAGGCCAGAGACUGACAGCUUGCCCACACAGGCACCUAUUGCCAUGGGUGGGGCCAUUCUUAAGUGCAGACUUGGUGCUUUUAAGUUACAGUAUUCUCCUGGCCCAGGCUGUGAGCUCUCAGGGCUGGAAGCCUCCCUGUGGCAGUCCUCAUAUCUUAACUGCUUUAGGGUUCAAGGAAAAACAUCUUUCAGAGUGGUUCUGUUUGGGGCUUGAAAAAGAUCCCCUUAAGCCCUGGUAGGGACCUGACAUAGUAACUCUGUGAUAACAUCUGCCCCUGACAGGUUUUUUGACUUUAAGCCUUCCAUGAAGUAGGCCUGAUGGCUUGAUAUAACUGGAACUGUUAAUUCACUGGUAUUCUGAACCCAAGCCCUGAGGUUAUUUUCCUCAACUUCCCAAAAAGUUCAAUCAUGGAGGGAAGUUGAGGGUUUUUAUCUUGAGCAUCCCAUGUGAUGUUCUAGUAGCCCCUAGAUCCUACUAUUAAAUUUAAUGUGUCUAUUUUAUUAUAUAGUUAGUUAAUCAUUUAUCAGCCCCUCCAAUCAUCCCUUGCUGCUUGUAUUUGGUUCUUUUUCCUUUCUAGUUGAAAUUUACAUAGGAUAAAAAGAUCCUAAUUGUGUCUCCUAAAGAGAUUUGAUUGGUACAUGUUUAAACAACACCUCUACCAAGAUUAAGAGUAGCAUCAUCCAUCAUUCUAGAAAGUUCCUCAUCUUUCUGCCCUCAGCCCACAGUGCCCACCUUACCCAGUGACGGCACUGUCAGCACUGUGGUUUUCCAUCUAGAUUGGUUGUUCUUGUUCAGCUUUUUGCACAGGGGAAUCAUCCAGUAGGCUCUGCUUUAUGGCUGCUGUCUUUUAUCCACCCUAAAUUUUGUUGUUGCGGUCCGCUCUUACUGCUGUUAGUUAUUUGCUCUGUUUUCUUUUUGCUUUGCUUUGUUAUGUGGUGGGGGUUGAACAGGAUCUUGAACACUCUAGGUCAGCCUGAGCUAAACACCAACCUGCUUUGUUCUUUCUACUGCUGGAUAGUCGUCUGUUCUGUUUGUUGAUCCAGUCCUACUGAUGAGCCUAUGAAUAAAGCUAUGAACAUUCUAAUACAAGCCUUUUUUUUCCUUAUAGACACAUAUGUUUUCAUUUUCCUUGAGUAAAUACCCAAGAAUACAAUAGCCGGGUCAUGGUACUAUUGUUUAGUUGUGUGAGUUACUGCCAGACCUUUCCCCAUAACAUAUGUACUGUUCUGAACUCCCACUCCCACAAAGAACGUAAGAAAACCAAGUGUCUCCGUAUCCCUGCCAGCCUUCUGGUGGAUACACGGUGCUAGAGUGUUGUGGUUUUAAUUUGCAUCUCUCUGAUGAUUAAUGAUGUCUGUCAGAUUUUCAUGUGUUUAUUGGCCUUCCCUGCAUCUCCUUUGGUGAAAUGUCCAAGUCACCCAUUUUGAUCAUUCGCUGAGCUGUCCACAUUCCGUAUGUAUCCUGGAUACCAGUUCAUUGUGAAAUCUGAGUUUUAUAAAUAUAUGUUCCCCCUGUGGCUUGCCUGUUUUCCUCAUGCCUUUUGGCAUAUCUUUUUCUUGCACAUUAAAGAAUCCCUCUUGGCAGGCCACCUCCAGUGUUCCCCUGAGCAGGCAGUGGAGCUUAGUGCCCUCCUGGCCCAGACCAAAUUCGGAGACUACAACCAGAAUACUGCCAAGUACAACUACGAGGACCUGUGUGAAAAGGAGCUCUCCAGUGCUACUUUGAACAGCAUUGUUGCAAAGCAUAAGGAGCUGGAGGGCAUCAGCCAGGCUUCGGCAGAAUACCAAGUUCUGCAGAUUGUGUCAGCAAUGGAGAACUAUGGCAUAGAGUGGCAUGCUGUGAGGGACAGCGAAGGGCAGAAACUGCUCAUUGGGGUUGGACCCGAAGGCAUCUCAAUCUGUAAAGAUGACUUCAGUCCUAUUAACAGGAUAGCUUAUCCUGUGGUGCAGAUGGCCACCCAGUCAGGAAAGAAUGUCUACUUGACCGUGACGAAGGAGUCUGGGAACAGCAUCGUGCUCCUGUUUAAAAUGAUCAGCACCAGGGCAGCCAGUGGGCUCUACCGGGCCAUCACCGAAACGCAUGCAUUCUACAGGUGUGACACGGUCACCAGUGCCGUCAUGAUGCAGUACAGUCGUGACUUGAAGGGCCACUUGGCAUCUCUGUUUCUCAAUGAAAACAUUAACCUUGGUAAGAAGUAUGUCUUUGAUAUUAAAAGAACAUCCAAGGAGGUAUAUGACCAUGCCAGGAGGGCUCUGUACAACGCCGGUGUUGUGGACCUUGUCUCACGAAAUGACCAGAGCCCUCCCAGCUCGCCCCUGAAGUCCUCUGACGGCAGCAUGAGCUGCGGCAGCUGUGAGGGCCUCAGCUGCCAGCAGACCAGAGUGCUGCAGGAGAAGCUUCGCAAGCUGAAGGAAGCCAUGCUGUGCAUGGUGUGCUGUGAGGAGGAGAUCAACUCUACCUUCUGCCCCUGUGGCCACACCGUGUGCUGUGAGAGCUGUGCUGCCCAGCUUCAGUCUUGUCCGGUCUGCAGAUCACGUGUGGAACAUGUCCAGCACGUCUACCUGCCAACCCACACCAGUCUUCUCAAUCUAACAGUCAUCUAAUGUGCCCUGCCAUUAAUGGACAUGCCAUGUCCCCAUGAGUCAAUCUGACUGUCAUCUAAUGCGUCCUGCGCUUACUGGACACGCCAGGUCCCCAUGAGCUGCAGUAUUGUAUGUAAACCAUAAGAAUAAGAACCUUGUGAGGAAAUAUCUCACUCUCAACACCCAUCUGCCAUGAGACAUUUUUAGACAGGAAGAAGAAAAGAAAAGCAAGACUGCAACCACUCCUCUUCUGUGAAUAGAAGCCAACAGCCCCAGUGGCAACAGGAAGAGCUCUGGGGCAUAGCCACAUUCCUUCUUGAACUUUGGGUUGUUGUUUUUUUUUUUUUUUUUUUUUUUUUUAAACGAUCAAGUAAAGGAGUAGAUAAAAUUGUCUUUGUCAGUUAAGUGGCACCAUAGCCCAACAGUGGGUACCUUUUAGGAAAUGAUGUCAUAUGUCUCCUUAACUUCUCCCAAGGCAGCAUAUUUUAUAGGAGUUUUAAAAGUUCCCUUGGUUCUUUUUGUAUGGUCAUGGAGCGCUGAACAUUUUUUAAUAGGAAAUUUUUUUUUCUUAAAGAAAUAGUCCUCAUUGUAAUGUCAUUUUUGUCUUUAUAACUCAUGCAAGAAUGACUAGAAAGCUAGCAGAUUGAGAAACAAUCCUGUGACUUCUCAAGGGUUGACAUGUUGUCUGAUUGAAACCAGUGUGAUGAGAGGAAACAGGUAACAACAUGGGUGACUUCUUAGCCCUUCUUUUCCCCCACACCCCACACCCCAUGCCUUUCCGUGAUAAAAUGCUACCAGCUUGGUUAAACGACUUCCAUGACAUCGUCAAGCACUCCCUGGGCUUUUGAGCUGGUAGAAUAUUUGGAGAUUGGAAAGGAAAAGUUCACAGACGGACAGACAGACCAAGCGUGCCAGAGAUGCUCCUGGUGUGCUCAGGCGGUUCUUCACUUUCCCCUAAGCACUCACUCCAGCUGCACCCAUGGGUGUCGCCUUGCUUGAAGAUCAAACCUUCUCCAGCCUUAUCACAGGUCUCUAGAUAGUGUGUCCUUUUCAUGUGUGUUUCAUUUCGCUUUGUUCCUGUUUUCUUGUCGAUAAUGCUUCCAUGUUCAUUGUGUUGCCCCCGCCCUGCAUCUUUCAGAGGUGGGGUUAGUUUGUUCUGUUUCCAUAUUUUUAAUCACAUUUCCACCCCCCACGUGGGCAUUUUGGAAGCUAGUGAGCUAGGGGGUUUUCUAGGCUGUCAGGAAAACCUAGCUGACCUCAUUGGGUGCAAUACUAGCUAAGUAAAAGCUAGAAACCUACACUGUCACUUUACUGAGAUUUCUGAGUCUACGUUUCAUAUUGCCUUAAUGUAGCAGUAACGUCUUUAUGCAUUUGUUUCUUUGCACAGACAUUUUGUCAGAUAUUAAAACUCUACUUUUUUAUGGCACAUAUUAGCAUAUAAGCCUUUAUUCCAAGAGGUAUUUAUUUUUUCACUUGUAAAAAAAAUAAUGUUUCCACAUUUAAAAAAACAAAAAACAAAACUCUGUUAUAUCCUAGAGGACUUCUGUCUUUUAUAUUCAGGAUAAUAAAGACUUUAAAGCA
Messenger RNA from Cricetulus griseus (Chinese hamster), 8636 nucleotides. Lineage: Eukaryota; Metazoa; Chordata; Mammalia; Rodentia; Cricetidae. The record is from RefSeq and is a predicted model, not a curated record.